Messenger RNA from Meloidogyne enterolobii, 2654 nucleotides. Lineage: Eukaryota; Metazoa; Nematoda; Chromadorea; Rhabditida; Meloidogynidae. The record is from the annotation of a GenBank genome assembly.
UUUUAUAUAUUUUUUGUUUCUUGUCAUUACCUAUUGCCAUUUUACGAGAAAAAUGGCUUUUAGAAUCCUUAGAGUACUUUGCCUUCACUUUUUUCUUCCUUUUUUAAAGAUAUCUUCAGCUUUUUUGUCAAAAAAAUCAUUAAAUUGAAGUUGGAGAACCCUCUUCAACAAUAUUUUUUUUCUCAAAUAUUUUUUUUUCUCUUAUUUAAAAAUGUUUUUUAACUUGUAAAAUCAGAGAUAUGGGGCACUAAAUAAAUACUUAUUUUACAUUUUUGUUUUUUUAAGAGGAAAGAUUUUUGAGGGUAUUAUUCGCUUUAUCUUCUACUACUUAUUUGGUUAGAUUCCUUUAUUUACAAGGUAUGAGAGAAGUUAAAAAAGAGAUUUGAAGCGAGGUGAGAGAUGAGGGGGUUGGGGAAAGGAGGAACGGGGAGAGGAGGAACGGAUGCUUUAGGGUAAGGAAAUUUCACAAAAUGUUUUUUUUUUCCUUUUUUGUUAAACAACAAAAAACUUUUUCCUUCUUUUUUUAAUUCUUUUACUUUGCUUUUCCUGAAAGGCCAAACAUCCGUCCAUUUUUAUUUUAGUUAUUUUUUUUAUUUUGCUUUAGUUAGCUUUACCUUUCUUUUGAAAAUUGAUUCUAAAAAUAAUUUUUAAAAUUUAAUUUUUACAAAAUUUUCAGUUGAAAUUCCCUUCAAAAUUCAAUUAAAUUCAAAAAUUAACUUCAAAAAAAUAUGGGUGGUCUAGAUUCAUUUUGUCAAUUAAAGAACGAUAACAACAACGAUUUAAACACUACAAUUACAACAACAACGAUUUCAUCAAAUAUUGUUGAGGAAGAUCCUUCAAUAGAAGCAUUGCAUAGAUUGAAGUCUACCUUUCGAACAAUUAUUGUUGUAAUUUCAGCACUUGGAGUGGCUGGUAAUAUUCUAAAUUUAAUGACACUGCGAAGUCCAUCGCUUCGUAAUGUUCCGUUUAUGUUUAUUCGCGCAUUGGCACUUUUUGAUUUGAUAAGUCUAACAGCAAUUCUUCUACAUUUUUCACUUGAAUGGUUACAAAUUGAAUCUGAUAUAGUUGUUUUUUAUGAAGUUUGGGUACAAGAUGUUUUAAUUAAUUCUUUUUUGGUUGCUGGUUUAUAUUGUGCUGUUUUAUUUUUAUUAAUUCGAAAACCUUUAUCAACUGGAAGACGUCUUUUAAGUAUAGAAAAUACUGUUUUGGUUAAAAUUGGUUUUGCUUUGUUAGCUGCUUUAUUAUUGCAUGCACCUAUGUCUUUACAGUGGCAAGCAAAAUGUUCAGAAUAUGAGCCUUUAGUUAACAAUAAUGAAAAUAAAGAAAUUGAAGUCCACAAAGUAAGCUGCCUCCAUUGGGCUCGAGGAAAAUUCAACAAUAGAGAUUUAUUAUGCCGCGAACCUUUUUUUGCUCUUUACAAUUAUUACAAAAUGGGACGUGAAUUGUUAAGAUUUUUCUGUGUUUUAUUGCUGGUUAUUUUAAAUGCUGUUAUUGCUAGACAUUUGCAAGUUGCAAAGAGAAAUCGUCGUUUAUUAAUUAAACGAAUUAGUAUGACAACAACAGGAACUGAAGCAUCCGCAGUAGUUGAUCAUAAACCUCCUCCUUCACAACACAACCAAAUUCAAAGAAAUAAUAGUACAGCAAAUUCACCAAUUUGUUCAAAUUGCCAUCAGAGACAUCAACAAAAUUUGAAUUGUCAUCAACAUCAAAAUGCUCGAGCAGCAAGUUCUUCACCUCCAGAUACUUAUUUUCAACAACAACAUUUUAAUAAUAAUAAUGAGCAGCAGCAUAUACGUCCAGCAACUCCUAGUAUAAGCAACAAUCGAAGAGAUAUAAAUACUUUAAUGCGUUCAUUUACUGAAAAGAAAUUGACUGCUUUGAUGGUGGCUAUUUGUGUUAUUUUUGUUGUAAUGGCUAUGCAAAACGAGUCUUUAGACAAUGCUUUUAGUUUUCAAGUUUUUCGUCAAGUAGCCAAUACAGCAGAAGUAUUAAACCAUUGCCUCAACUUUUUUAUUUUUUGUAUGGCCUCUUCAGAAUAUUGCCGAGCAUUUUUGUCACUCAAACCUGUUCAUUGUUUACUUCGCUAUUUUCCUUUUUGUAAUGCUUUGGCACAUGCAAGAAUUAGUGGUUCUGUUAGACGCCGCCUAGAACGAACUCAUCAACUAAUGCUUGGAGUUGGAAAUGUUCACGAGGCGGCAGCAUUAAAUUGUGAUGUAAAAAGAAGUUUAAGUAAAAAAUCAUCUAUUGGAAUUAUUUUGACAAAUUCUGAAAAUGGAAGUAGUGGAGGUGGUGGAAAUUCUGGUUGGUUUGGUGGAGGUGACGUCAAUCAAAAAUUGUGGCGAUAUCGUCGUGAUAAUUCUGUUACAAAUGAAAGUAAUAGUGGUGGAGGAGGUGUUGGACGCCCUCGUGGAUCAAGUGGAACUUCUUGCACUUUAAUGGUUGAACGUAAAUCUUCGAGUAACUUAACUACAACAAAUGGAGGGCCGAACAAUCAAGAAUUUUGGCAAAAUCAAAAUUUUUCUGCCCAAGUGCAGUUGCUUACAUGUAGUGGUUGUAAUUUUAAUAAUAAUACCACCAUUGAUGCAAGAACUGCAACAGCAACAGAUGAAAAUUGUAGCAUAACAGAGAGUGCUACAGCAGAUGAUUUUCUUUAA